Molecule: messenger RNA, 5349 nt
Organism: Miscanthus lutarioriparius
Lineage: Eukaryota; Viridiplantae; Streptophyta; Magnoliopsida; Poales; Poaceae
Source: the annotation of a GenBank genome assembly
AUGGAGGAAAGCAAGAUCAAGGAGAAUGCCAUUGGUGGCUCGACAAUGAAAUUGAAGGCGCAAGAUGGAUGGAAGGCCGCAAAAGCAGUGGUAAUGGGUAUGGAUAGGUUGAAACCAUACCCAUACCCACCCACAUACCUCUUUGGUUUGGAGGAAAUUCAUUUUGAAGGAAUUAAAUGUGAAAAUCCUUUAAGAAAUCAACCACGUGGGCUGUCAUCAGGCAUGGAACGGGUGGUCACCCAAUCCCUCUCCCACCAAUCCCAUCCACCGUGUAUUGGAGUUGUUUAUUUGGAUGAUCCCACCGAGAUGGACAAGGCGGCUGUCGUUGUCGCAGGCAUCGGAGUCAAAGACGAUCGAACUGAGCUGCAGCUGUGGGCUUCCGCUGUCGGCUUGGGAGGCAAGGUGCAGGUGCUCACUGCUGCCCGCCGACGCAUCGGCUCGUUGUUGUCGGAGGCGGAGGGCAAGGAGAUCCAGAACAAGGCGUUAGAGCUGCGCCUCAGGGAGGCCUCGCAUCAGGCUUGCCUCUCCGACGGCCUCCUCGGCGAGCUCGAGUACUACCGCAUCCAGGGGGAGGUGGAGCUCGAUGAGCUCCAAGACGACGCCGACGCCAACGCCGAUAUGACUGUUCCACACAUUGCCGGCACAAUGAUCCAAGCUACUAAUACUCGUUUGGUACCUCACCUUGAAAUAACAGAGAAGGAUAAUAUAUCAUGUGAGAUAAGUGAACACGUCAAACAAUGUUCCAGGAUGAUCGAUGAUAUAGGCAUGGCUCUUGAGCUUGAAAAACUGGAUCGCCAAAUGCUCCAAUUUUCCCAGAACUCAAGGACGGAUGCUAGGGAAAUGUCAUAUUUUUCUACUGAACGCAAAAUUUAUGGUAGGAAUGGAGAGAGGGACUUGAUAAUAAGCAAAUUAACGAGUGAGGAAUCCAAUAUGCAGAAUCUUUCCGUCCUCGCAAUUGUCGGUAAUGGAGGUGUGGGGAAGACAGCCCUAGCUAGAAUUGUGUACAAAGAUCCAGCAGUGUCAGAGCAUUUUGACAAGGUUCUGUGGCUCUAUGUUUCUGUUUAUUUCAAUGCAGUCAAAAUUGCACGUGAGCUGUUGGAGCUAUUGCAUGGUGAUAGAUAUGAAAAUGUCACUGAUUUUAAUGAGCUCCUAAACAUCCUUGGAUAUGAGAUGAAGUCGAAACGGGUGCUUCUUGUUAUGGAUGAUAUGUGGGAGGACAGCAAGAAGGAGAAAUGGGAUGAGUUCCUAACUCCUCUAAUCACCAAUGGUGUAAAAGGAAACAUGAUUAUAGUAACAACACGAAAAUCGUCUGUAGCCAGAAUGACAGGAGCAACUCAUGACAUUAAUCUUGACGGUUUAGAGCCUGAAGAUUUUUGGUGUCUGUUCAAGGAAUGUGCCUUUGGGGAUGAAAACCAUAUAGGGCACCGGAAAUUGCAGAGAAUUGGGAGAAAGAUAGCUGUGAAGCUGAAGGGUUAUCCUUUGGCAGCAAAAAGUGUGGGAAAACUACUAAAGAGGAAACUUGAUGAUGAACACUGGACUAGAGUUUUGGAUAACACUGAAUGGAAGAACCAAAAAGAUGAUAAUGAUAUCAUACCAGCACUGAAGAUCAGUUACAAUUAUCUACCAAAACAUCUCCAGAAAUGCUUUUCUUACUGUUCUGUAUUUCCAAAGAACCAUCGUUAUGAUGAAAAGCGGUUAGUUCAUAUCUGGAUUGCCCAAGGUUUUGUACCUUUCACUGACCAGUGCACACGAGCAGAGGAAAUUGGAAGCAAGUAUCUAGCAGACUUGAUUGAUUGGGGAUUUUUCCUUAGUGAACCUCCAAGAUCAUCUUUACUCAUGCAUGAUCUUGUUCAUGAUUUAGCACAGAUAGUUUCAUCUCAUGAAUCCUUCACCAUAGAGGACUUCAAGCCUGCAGGUGAUUUCCAGCUUAUUCGUCAUGUCAGUAUAAUCACCGAGUCGGCAUACUAUGGGCAGUUUGAUGGCACCGUUGAACCUAACGAGAACUUCAUGCAAGAGUUUGCCAAGACCUUCUGCACAUUACCACAAAAGAACAUAAGUACGUUGAUGCUAUUUGGUGCACAUGAUCUGAGCUUUGCUGAUACAUUCCAUCACCAACUCAAUGAGAUGAGAGCGGUCCGAGUGGUGAAGAUGGAAGUGGUGUAUCCUGAUCUGAAUAUCUUGAUACCCAAUAUCUCAGGAUUUAUCAAUCUUCGCUAUCUCGAGCUUAGCUCCUUCUACAGAGGCCUUAAACUGCAACUGCCGGAGGCUAUAUGUAAACUUUACCAGUUACAUGUCCUAGAUAUAAGUAGCUUCAAUGCCACCACAAUUCUACCAAAAGGCCUGAACAAACUUGUCAACCUUCGACAUUUUAUGGCCAGAGAGGAGCUGCAUGCACAGAUAGCCAGUGUAGGAAGAUUGAUUUUCCUUCAAGAGCUUAUGGCAUUUGAUGUCAGGAAAGAGAGUGAUUUUAGCAUCGCGCAACUGGAAAUUUUGAAUGGAAUUAGAGGAUCAAUUAGCAUCUACAAUCUUCAGAAUUUGGAAAGCCAAGAAGAGGCCAGCAAGGCUAGGCUCCGUUCCAAACUACAGCUAAAUAGCUUGCGGUUGUCAUGGUUUGAUAUGCCGAAAUCCUUGAGCAGUCUUAACAUAAUAGAGGGCCUUGAACCUCCCACAUGCAUUAAGAAACUACAGAUAGAUGGAUACAAUGGUUCUGCUCCAUCAUGGCUGAGUAACAGCUUCUAUCUUACUUCCUUGCAGUCUCUACAUCUUGAAAAAUGCAAGUACUGGUCUGCACUUCCACCUCUCCCACAGUUGCAAGAACUCCAAGAACUGCACCUGAUUAACAUGCCUCACAUCACCAGCAUACCAAUUGGUCGUUUGAAGAUUCUAGAACUGCGUAACAUGCCGAGACUGCGACGAUUUGUUGAGACGGAAAGAGACCAGCCGUACAAGAACCUAGAAGUCGUUGAAUUGCAAGAAUGCUAUCAUCUAAUGGAUUUGCCGUUUCAGCUGAGCACUCCUGGCACACUGACUGAGCACCUAUUCCCUCGCCUUCAAAGGUUUCAGAUACGUGACUGUCAUCGCUACUAUAAUUUGCCUCCUUUUCCCCUAGCGGAUACUUUAACUGAUAUAGAUAUAUGGAAUGCAUAUUCAGACUACUAUAUAUUAUUUCGACUUAGCCUCACAGAUGGAAGUAGGCUAUGCUUGGAGAUGGAGGGAGAGAAAUCUAACAGUUUGCAAGCCAUAGAUGAAAAAAUAUUGAGAUUCAGCAAACUGAAGGAUUUGCAAGAACUAGAAAUUAGAUGCUAUCCAUGUGUGAAAUACCUGGCAUGGGAGGAACUCCGGAAAAUGACAUCAUUGAAAAGAUUUAAAGUGGAAGAUUGCACUAUUCUAUUUUCAAACUGCCUGAAACUCUGUCUGCCAUCUUCAGUUCAAGAGAUGGAGUUUGAUCGAUGCGAUAUUACGGGGAAACAGCUCUCCGAACUGAUGUUAAACCUGCCGUUGCUUCAAAUUCUGAAGGUACAUUACUGCAAAAACAUAACAUCGUUAGCCGUCGGAAUGUUUGCUGAUGAACAGUACUGCUCAACGGAGGAAGGUUUGUGGCACAUCCCUCCAAGUGGUUUGGUGACUCUGGAGAAGUUACAGAUAUCUUUUUCAGACAUCAUUUUUCGUACCAAGAAUGGCCUUGGAGGUUUCAGCUCCCUUAAGGAAAUUGAUACGAGGAAAUGCCCUAUGCUUCUGUCUUCCAUGGUCUCAGAAGCAGAAUCUGUGGUAUCAAAUUGUUGUAGCCUCCUACCACCAUCCAUUUUAAAGCUUAACAUCAGUGACAUGGUUGAUAGGCUUUUGCCAUGGUCAAAGCUCUCUUCCCUAGCUGAAUUACAUAUUUUCCGAAGUCCACUUCUGGAAUAUCUAGAUGUGCGUUCUUGCACAGUAUUACAACAGCUCAACAUCGAAGAUUGCUACAUGUUGCAAACAAUCAGAGGUUUACAGAUCCCCACCUCCCUUGCUAAAUUGAAGAUAGUAACUUGCCCAAAACUAGCAUCACUACAACUGGACGCGUGCACAUCAUUGAAGACUUUGAUUGUCGAGGGUUGUGAUUCAUUGUGCACACUGGAUGGUUCACAUUCCCUUGCAUCCGUGAAAGAAGUGAGUAUAUACAAAAAUCCAGUUUUAGCAUCCGUUGAACUGCAUUCUUGCCAUGCAUUGGAGAAGCUCAGCAUCAGAGACUGCCCUGCACUGGCAUCAUGGAAGGGUUUCAGAUCCCUCACUGGUAUCUUGUCCUUGAAAGUUCUCAAUUCCCCAGGAUUUGUACCAUCUUGGCAAUCAGCAGCACAACAAAUCGAGGAAGAGGGUCAUGAAUUCACAAUGCCAUUGAAACAUCUGGACAUCGAUGACAACGAGUUUCUCUCAAUGCCAAUAUGCAGGCAGCUAACAUCUCUGCAGGACCUAACCAUUCGUGGAGUUCUUCAUACACCGUCCGAUAAAAUAGACAUCUUGACCGACAAUCACAAGGCCGCACUGCUACUGCUUGCAUCUUUGGAGGAGCUGAUCUUGUCUGGCUUUGAGCAUCUGGAGUCAUUGCCCUCAGAGAUUCGUCACUUUCCAUUGUUGAAAACAUUGAAGAUCCGGCAUUGUCCACGUAUAACCUCACUACCGGAGGAAGGCAUGCCAUCUUCGCUACAGGAAAUGGACAUAUAUCGGUGCAGCAGUGAGCUAACUGAACUAUGCAGGGUGACCCAUGGGCCUCCAGCAUCGUGGGACAAUAGGAAUUCAUGUCACCUCGAAAGUGGUGGCUCCCAAGCUCGUGGCGUGAUCUGCACAGGGCUACGGCACGAAUCUGGCCGCCGAUGUGGGCAGAUCAAGCGCUCUCCCUCCCGAUCUGUGCGGAUCGGGUGCUCUUUGCUCUCCCACCCGGAUCUGCGCGGUUGGGUGCUGCGGGCGCGUCGCCAGGGCCACACGGCUGUGUCUCCAAGGGGCCUUUACCCGCUGAGGUGGAACCUUGACCGUGAUGUGGUGUGCGCGGAUUGGCUGGAGGGCGAUGAUGUGGCGUGUGCCGUGCUGACUGGGAUGGAGUUGGUUGACCAACAGUCAACAGAGGAUCCUGGCCACCGAUCUGAUGAUGGACGGUGCAGGGGUGUCUCCUUCCUCUGUUCUGUUGCUACGCAAAGAAAGGGCACUGCACGGCGGGAGCUCGCCGGCGUCGGCCGGGACGACGUCUCCGGCCAUCAUGGAGCACCGGCAUGUGGCGGCGGAGGGAGAGAGGCCCACGACGAACUCAUUAGUGGGGUUCAUGGCGCCGGGAAGGGGCUGGAUGCAGCUGCUGCUGCGAGGAGCAGAGCACGGUGGUGGUAG